UGUUGCUGUGCAAUAGAGCCAUGCAAACCAGAAAGGAAGUUAAUGUGAUCAUGCAAAAUGAGAACAAUUUCACAAGAACAGCACCCCUGCCAACUCAAACCAAAUCUAAAACAAAAUUCCACAACUGAAACCCAAAACACAGCAAAACAUGCCAGAUGCAAAAGAUCUCUGCAAUGAGUUACCCGGGCUAUCCCCCAGCGGGUGGAUACCCACCAGCUGCCCCAGGUAGCAGUCCUUGGGGUGGUGCUGCCUAUCCACCUUCAAAUCCACCUCCAAUUGGUCUGGAAAAUGUGACUGGCUAUGCCAACCAGUUCAAUCCCAGCCACAUGGCUGGAAUGGCAUCCAACCUGGCAGGGACCUUUGGAGGGACAAAUUUACCACAAAGCAUGUAUCCUUCCACACCUGGGGGUUAUCCACCAGUUCCUCCAGGUGGCUUUGGGCAGCCCCCGCCAGGACAACAGCCGUCGUACGGAGGGUACGCUCCACCUGGGGGAAAUCCCCCAUCGGGAAUGCCACCCUACCCAGGGUACGCGGGCGGCCCUGUGCCAGGCCAGCCCACACCACCGCCUGCUCAGCAGCCCAUGGGCUAUCCAGGACUUCCAGCAACACACCCAGGGCAGCAGCCCAUGCCAAGUUAUCCAGCAGGUCCAGCUGUGAACCCGUCUGUGCCCUCUUACUCAGGAGCUACAGGGCCUGCAGUCACUCCUGGAACACACAGAAACCGAGGUACAAUCACUGAUGCACCGGGCUUUGACCCUCUGAAGGAUGCAGAAGUCUUAAGGAAGGCCAUGAAAGGAUUCGGAACCGAUGAGCAGGCGAUCAUCGAUUGUCUUGGAAGUCGUUCAAACAAGCAAAGGCAGCAGAUAAUCCUGUCCUUCAAAACAGCUUAUGGAAAGGAUUUGAUCAAGGAUCUCAAGUCUGAGCUCUCAGGUAACUUUGAGAGGACAAUCUUGGCAAUGAUGAAGACACCUGUCAUGUUUGAUGCUUAUGAAAUCAAGGAAGCUAUAAAGGGUGUUGGCACAGAUGAAAAUUGUCUCAUUGAAAUCUUAGCUUCCCGCAGUAAUGAGCAUAUUCAGGAACUCAACAGGGUCUAUAAAGCAGAAUAUAAGAAAACUCUGGAGGAAGCAAUAAAAAGUGACACGUCUGGACACUUUCAGAGGCUUUUAAUUUCACUUGCUCAGGGAAACAGAGAUGAAAGUACAAAUGUUGACAUGUCUGUUGUCCAAAGAGAUGUACAGGAGUUGUAUGCAGCUGGAGAGAACCGUCUAGGAACUGAUGAAUCCAAAUUCAAUGCCAUUCUGUGUGCAAGAAGCAGGGCCCACCUUAGAGCAGUCUUCAGCGAGUACCAGAGGAUGUGUAACCGGGACAUCGAAAGCAGCAUAUGCCGCGAGAUGUCUGGGGACCUGGAGAUGGGCAUGCUGGCAGUAGUUAAGUGUCUCAAGAACACGCCAGCUUUUUUUGCAGAGAGAUUACAUAAAGCAAUGAAGGGAGCAGGAACAAAGGACAGGACGCUGAUCCGGAUCAUGGUAUCGCGCAGCGAGGUCGACCUGCUGGACAUACGUGCGGAGUACAAGCGGAUGUAUGGCAGAUCCCUCUACUCAGAUAUCACUGGUGAUACUUCAGGAGACUACCGGAAAAUCCUACUCAAGUUGUGUGGUGGAAAUGACUAAAUGGAGCCAUGAGCUUUUCUUAAAAAAAGCUGCCCUUUUCAUGUACUUGCUGCAAAGCAUCUUUUUUCUCCAUAAGUAAAUAUGUAAUGACCAGUUUCUUCUAAAGCAAUUGCAUUUAAAAUAUAAUACUGCAUAUAUCUUCAGUUCAAAAGUAGUAGGUAAUAAAUGCCAAGCCCCCCCAAAAUACCAAGCAUAUGUGCCAUCUGCUCAGGAUUCUGUGUAGUACCCUCAGCAAUCCAUGAAUGGUCAUUAUUUCUUUUCUGCUUAUAUCAUGUUGAAAUAAUGUUUGUUUAAUGAAACUAAAUCACAGUUGUAUGAUUUUAAGGUGUUCUUUUGUAUAAACAUUGAGUGCCAUUUUAAUGCAAGUUUUAGAUCUGUUGUAUGUAGAGUUGGCUUUGGGCUAGCCCUCUUCCUGAUAUGUGGAGGUAGCAGCCUCAAGGUUUUGUGUCUAGCUAAGACUACUUUAAAGAAGUUUUGUCAAGUUCUGUUUUUUUACCUUGAUUCUUUUCAAGGUAGAUAUGUUCCACAUUUCAUUCUUUCUAAGGCAGACUGUCAGAAGGCAGGAGUAAUGUUGACAGUAGUAAAGAUUCUGUCAUUAAUGUUUAAAGGUUUCGGAUUGUGCCUUAAAAAAAAAUAUAUAUAUAUGUAAGAAGAGAUUAUGAAAUUAAACCUAAGUCUUUGCAGACUGUGCCUUUUGGUGUUCAUAUUGAUGUAUGUGAGUGAUAACUCAGUUUAUGUAACUUAGCUUUUCCACAGAAGUUCUCUUCCACAAGAUUAUUCAGAAAUUGUUGUUUUGAAUAGAGUUUGGAAGUUGUGUACUGUUGAUGAGCAAUUGUCUGUACAUGAGACAUGUAAUCUGUAGUUAUUCCUCAGUAUUUUCAUUUUGCAUGUUGUAAUUUCUCUUACUCUUGGAACUCUGGGUUUUUAUUCCCUGCUGGCAUGGAUGACGUCUCUUCAGCCUGUUGUUCUCAAAAUAAAAGCAUGUAAAGGUAAAAAGUA
Messenger RNA from Passer montanus (Eurasian tree sparrow), 2669 nucleotides. It is a transcript of the gene ANXA11, whose product is annotated as annexin A11. The record is from RefSeq and is a predicted model, not a curated record. The transcript is spliced from 15 exons. The coding region runs from base 156 to 1670 and encodes 504 amino acids. Gene Ontology annotation, molecular function: calcium-dependent phospholipid binding; calcium ion binding. Gene Ontology annotation, cellular component: cytoplasm. Lineage: Eukaryota; Metazoa; Chordata; Aves; Passeriformes; Passeridae. Gene Ontology annotation, biological process: cytokinetic process; phagocytosis.